This is a messenger RNA of Ziziphus jujuba (common jujube), 1215 nucleotides long. RefSeq names its product CASP-like protein 1F2. Bases 258 to 878 code for a protein of 206 amino acids. The record is from RefSeq and is a predicted model, not a curated record. The transcript is spliced from 3 exons. Lineage: Eukaryota; Viridiplantae; Streptophyta; Magnoliopsida; Rosales; Rhamnaceae.
GGAAAAAAGAAAUACCUUUUUUCAAAAGGCACUCCCCCCAUUUAUGAUUAAAUGCCUUUCCUUUUCCAUUCUAGUUUGGUUGCAUACACUUAUUACAUAUCUCUAAAUCUCAACUGAAAAUUUGUCUUUUUUAUUUUUUUUCAGCAUUUGAGUUUUGAGAGAAAAGUGGUAGCUUCUAAUAUAUACCAACCCUUAUCUCUCAGAUUUUCUUUCAAGAACAGAUUAAAAAUCCAUUUUUUUUCUCUGGUUUCUCCCAAAUGGCUCAGUCAGAAAUGGGUAGUAAAGAGAAAACUAGCUCUUUCAUGGUCCAAGUGAACUCCAUAGGCAUCCCAAUCUCAGACCCACCAACACCACCACCACAGAGAAGCGUCUUCCUUGCUCAACUCAUUCUCAAAAUCUCAGCCAUUUUCUUCACACUCUGUUCAAUCUCUGUCAUUAUCACCAGCAACCAAUCCAUCAUCUUGUUUGGGAUCCAGUUCGAAGCAAGCUAUGCCUACUCAUCUUCUCUCAAGUUCUUGUUUGGGGCUAAUGCUGUAGUGUGUGUUUUCUCUGUGCUUUCAAUGAUCUCCGUCUACCUCUUGAGGCGUUCAGGGUUAAAGUUGAGAGACCAUUUCUUCAUCUUCCUGCAUGAUAUGGUGAUGAUGGUGUUGAUGGUAUCUGGGUGUGCGGCUGCGACGGCAAUAGGAUACGUGGCCAAGCAUGGACAAGAAGACAUGACAUGGCAUUCUAUAUGCGGUUAUGUGCACAAGUUCUGCCACAAAAUGAUAAUAUCCAUGGUCUUUUCUUACUUGACUUUCUUUGCUUAUUUAGCUCUCACUAUCAUCUCUGCUCAUGGACUCGCCUUUCCUUCUCCUUCUACUUCUACUUCUGGUCAUUGAAAAUUUGCUACUCAUCGAUCUCUGAAGAAGUUGGAGUUAGAUAUAAUUAACUAGACCACGAAACUGCAGCCAUGGAAAUGGGAUGGAUAGCUAGCCUCAGCUCAAUAAUAAACCAUAUGUAUUUAUAUUUAUAUAUAUAUAAUACACGUAUAUUCCAUGUUCCAUUUUGAUCUGCUUGUCUGCUCCUUAAUUGUAUUUCUCUGUUGCUUUGUUUUCCAUUUUUACUAGUUUAAGUUGGAGAUUCUAGAUAGGAGGACACAGUGGAAUGUUUGUAAGUGGAAAUAUCCUUUUUUCAAUUUAGGCUGUUUUCAUAUAUAUAUAUAUUUGUUAUUUUGUC